Molecule: messenger RNA, 1628 nt
Organism: Planococcus citri (citrus mealybug)
Lineage: Eukaryota; Metazoa; Arthropoda; Insecta; Hemiptera; Pseudococcidae
Product: ribonucleoprotein RB97D-like
Exons: 8
Coding region: 138-1403 (421 amino acids)
Biological process (GO): regulation of gene expression
Cellular component (GO): nucleoplasm; chromatin
Molecular function (GO): RNA binding
Source: RefSeq, a predicted model, not a curated record
UGCAUAGUGAAAUUCUUGAAGGUCGCGGUAAAUGUCUCACGUUAUCACUUUCUGUUGUUUUCGACGCCAAAUUCUGUUUAAAAAUAACAUAAACAUCAUCCGGUCAACGUUUUAUUCGUGCAAAAACAUCCGCUGAAAUGUCAAAUCAAUGGAGGAAAAAUUGUGCUUUAUUCAUUACAAAUCUCGACCCAACCACAUCAGAUGUCGAUUUAAUAUCCUAUUUUCAAAAAAAAUACACCGGCGUAACAAGUGGAAAAAUCGUUCGAGAUUUGAAUGGGCGUUCUAAAGGUCACGCGUUUAUAAAUUUCACCGAUUUUGCGAGUGCUAAUCGAGUAAUUCAAGAUAAGAACCAUCUGAUAAAUGGUCAAAUAGCAACUUGUAGAUACGCCUCUCCUAAAAAGAAGAAACAAAACAUACCCAAAAAUUUUCAGAAAAAAGAACCGAAAUACCUGAGAGAAUUAUACAUUGGUAAUGUGAAUACAAGCACGACAAAUCAGCAAUUGAAAGAGUAUUUCGAGAAAUACGGUUCAGUGAUAAAUGCUUACAUCAUUUGUGAUGAAAACAAAAGGUCCAAAGGUUACGGUUUUGUGGAAUUUCAGAGCUCAGCAUCGGUUGAAGAAGUACAGGAAAAAAGACCGCAUCAAAUAAACGGUCAGGAAGUUCAAACGGUCAGAACUUAUCCUAAAGAAGUUCCAACUCAUCUGAAGAAACCCACCACCGUUCUUUACGUUUUAAAUUACAACGAAAAUGUGGACGAGGAAAACAUCGAAGAAUAUUUCAGUCAAUUCGGAGACAUCACUAUGGUAUCUCGUAAAGUCAAACGACCGGAAGAUAUUGAAUUCAUGGAAUUGCAGUUCGACGAUUACGACGCCGUAGAUAAUAUAUGCUUGGCUGAUAAUCAUACUAUAAAUAACUGCGCCAUUAUGGUAACAAAAUACAUGAGAAAUGAUGUGGAAAAGUGGGUCAAGCCUCACACUGAAACAGUAACGCAUAAUACUAUAAAAUCAGCAGAAAAUUCCAGUUCCAACUCUGCAACGAACUCCAACAUUACGAAAAACUCGCCAUCAGCAAGUACUUCGAUCAGUUCGAGCAAUAAUUCGACCACGAACGGUGUGAAAAAUCCAAUAGAACCAACUAUUCCUAGCCUUCCUGCGCAGGAUCUACAUCAAUCUCCUCACAAUCCACAUUUCGUCACUUUCGUCAGCAUUCCAGAACAACCGUUGUAUCCAAAUCUUCAGUCAAUGUCGACGACGACAAAUUAUCAACCUAGCUCCAGGCCUACGCCACUUCCCACGGUAUCUUCUUCUGCUAGUUCAGGUCAUAGGGCUACUCCUCCUCCUCCUCCUCCUCGACACAAGACUGCAACGAAUAAUCCUAAAGAUAAGGAUUGUCAUAUUUUGUAAUAAGAUUUAAAUUUAGAUUUCUAGUAUGUUCGUUUUCUAAAAACACAAUACGUAUCUAUAUUUAAGUCAACUUUUGCUAAGAAAAUUUCUGAACAGUGAUUUAUGAUUUUUGAUACCUACUUGUGCAGUAUUAUAAGCAAUUUUUCUCUUAAUCGAUUUAGACUUACGUAAGCAAUGUUUUUUUAAUUUUUACUACCUAUUGAUUAAAAAUGAAAAACACAGUCA